GCAGUGGCACCGUCGACGGAGGUGUAGGAGGAAGACCGUCCGAUCAAGAUCUAGUUGGGUCUACCAAUGUGACGAGUAGGAGUGAAGGACACACCAGAUCCGACGUCGUUUUGAGGACGUGGUCCAUCUCACCUUGACGUCAUGGUUUCGUGGGGUUGGGGCCCACUUCGAGCGGGAAAUCCACGUAAGGCUUCAGUAAAAAGCCGAGAGAUACAAUCACAUGUUGCCGUUCUCAGGAAUGGUCCCCCACGUGGAUCUGCAAAUUCAAUCAUGAGAGUUCAGUUCGCUAAAUCCAGCCUCCCCCGGUUCGACUUAUCCAUUCUGGAUUCUGCCUCUAACAUACUGUUUGGGCCUCUCAAUCUUAUGGAUGGCCCAUUGUUGUCGACUUUCAUUUGGGCUUUCGGCCCAGUCCAGUUUUAUAAACACUCCAUUACUGAAAAUAGAGAUAGAAAAAAAAAAAAAAAAAAGGAAUUAUAGAAAAGAGUCUCUCUGAUUUAGAAAAUCUCCAAGAAUUUUGGAAAUGUGUCCAAAAGUUCCAAAAGCAGAUCGACAAGAAACAUCUCCCAAACCUUCACCUCCUUCGAUCUUCACCAUUGUCAUCUUCUUCAUUUCAUCCUUCCCAUUCAAGUCACGUGGCAAGCACUCGCAGUUUCCCUGUCAAACUCAGCUCACCUCCUUCUCCGGCGCCGCUCCCCAACCCCUGCGGUGCCCAUUUCCAGAAUAUCCUCUGUAAAUUAGCGUUUCCAAGAUGAAAUCUGAAGCACUGACUUUAAUGUUGAUCAAUUUGGCCGCUGUUAUGGAGAAGGCCGACGAAUCCUUGUUGCCCGGAGUCUAUAAAGAAGUUGGGGCGGUUCUGCACACCGAUCCCGCUGGGUUGGGUUCCCUAACCCUCUUCAGAUCUAUUGUGCAGUCCUCUUGUUACCCUUUAGCUGCUUACUUAGCUGUGCAUCACAACCGUGCCCAUAUCAUUGUUCUUGGUGCUUUUCUCUGGGCCGCUGCCACUUUCCUCGUUGCCCUUUCCUCCACAUUCUUACAGGUCGCAAUUUCCAGAGGUUUAAAUGGUAUUGGUCUUGCCAUAGUGAUACCAGCCAUCCAGUCCCUAGUGGCCGACUCCAUUGAUGAUAGUAACCGUGGCUUAGCUUUUGGAUGGCUACAACUAACAGGAAAUCUUGGUUCCAUUAUUGGUGGGCUUUGUUCUGUAUUAUUAGCCUCCACAUCUUUCUUAGGGAUCCCAGGAUGGAGAAUUGCCUUCCAUCUCGUUGGACUGAUGAGCGUCGUUCUUGGUGUACUAGUAUGGGUUUUUGCAAAUGAUCCACGCUAUUCUGUGAUUGAUGGAAGAGUUAAGGAUCAAUCAAGGAAGCCAUUGUGGUCAGAAUUGAAGGAUCUUGUUAAAGAAUCAAAGUCAGUUUUAGGGAUCCAAUCUUUUCAGAUAAUUGUUGCUCAGGGUGUUGCUGGUUCAUUUCCUUGGUCGGCUUUGUCAUUUGCUCCUAUGUGGCUUGAACUUGUGGGGUUUUCUCAUGAGAAAACAGGGUUUCUAUGGGCUCUUUUUAUAAUUGCUGGCUCAUUGGGUGGCCUUUUUGGAGGAAGAAUGGGGGAUAUACUAUCAAAGCGCUUUCCUAAUUCAGGAAGAAUUGUUCUAUCUCAGAUAAGCUCAGGUUCUGCCAUUCCUCUUGCUGCAAUUUUGCUCCUGGUUUUGCCAGAUGAUCCAUCCACUGGAUUCUUGCAUGGACUGGUUUUGUUCAUAAUGGGUUUUAGCAUGUCGUGGAAUGGACCAGCAACUAACAACCCAAUAUUUGCUGAGAUAGUCCCAGAGAAGUCGCGCACGAGUAUUUACGCUAUGGAUCGAUCAUUUGAGUCGGUUCUGUCGUCGUUUGCUCCUUCUGUUGUAGGAGUUCUGGCACAGCAUGUUUAUGGAUAUAAACCAGUAGCAAGAGGAUCCUCUGAUUCUGCCCAGAUUGAAAGUGAUAGAGAGAAUGCGAAAUCACUAGCCAGAGCACUCUACACAGCCAUUGGUAUUCCGAUGUUGGUGUGCUGCUUCAUCUACUCUUUCCUGCAUCGUUCAUAUCCAAGAGACCGAGAGCGAGCUAGAAUGCAGGCCUUGAUAGAGUCUGAAAUGCUGCAUAUGGAGGCAUGCUGUUCACCUCUGUACAGGCGAGAAAAUGUGUUUCAGAUUUCAGUGGGAAAAGAUGAUGAUGAGGAUCAAACAGAGAUUGAUCUAAUCUAUGGAAUUGAAGACAGUCUUGAUUUCAAUGAUGACAAUGAUGAAAAGCAUCAUCUUCACAGUUUCUGAUUCAAAAAUGUAGAUCAACAUGAUUGGACGCAGUACUUUGGUGCAGAUUUUUUUAGUACAUCUUCUUUCAAACUCUAUACUAAACAUUAUUCUUUUGUAAUGCUUCAGCCAUUGUUAACCACAACCUAGCUAAUUAAGGGAAAGAUCAUAGUUGAUACAAGAUUUUUUGGUUUCAGUAGAAUUCCAGAACAAGAUGAGACAUGUUUGAUAGGCUGUAUGGCACGAGUAUUGUUAUGUGAAAGGGCUCUAUUCCGAAAUAGCUUUCCCCUAUCUUUUUCAUUUAAAGUAAAACAGGUAACAACGAGGCAGUGUCUUCAUUUACAAGUGCACAUGGAAAUGAUUCACAUUUGAAGUCCCCUCUUUUUCCUUUCCACUUUUUGCUCCCUUUCACAUUCAAAUUCAAACUCCCUUUUUAGGAAUGUCUCAUUUUUAGGAAUGUCUCAUUCCCUUCUCCAACCAAUAUAUGAACGUCCGUUGAGACCUCUCUG
Cucurbita maxima (winter squash) is the source of this 2778-nucleotide messenger RNA. RefSeq lists its product as uncharacterized. Gene Ontology annotation, biological process: transmembrane transport. The coding region runs from base 749 to 2290 and encodes 513 amino acids. Gene Ontology annotation, cellular component: membrane. Lineage: Eukaryota; Viridiplantae; Streptophyta; Magnoliopsida; Cucurbitales; Cucurbitaceae. The record is from RefSeq and is a predicted model, not a curated record. Gene Ontology annotation, molecular function: transmembrane transporter activity. The transcript is spliced from 4 exons.